Molecule: messenger RNA, 794 nt
Organism: Ceratosolen solmsi marchali
Lineage: Eukaryota; Metazoa; Arthropoda; Insecta; Hymenoptera; Agaonidae
Product: trypsin-1-like
Exons: 2
Biological process (GO): proteolysis
Molecular function (GO): serine-type endopeptidase activity
Source: RefSeq, a predicted model, not a curated record
AUAUCAGCGGAUAACUUCAGCAACAUCGUAGGCGGUGGUCCAGUCGACAUCACACGGUAUCCUUAUCAAGCAAGAUUGGAAAAUAAUCAUGGAUAUUUAUGGUGUGGUGCUAGCAUAUUAACAGAGUUUCAUGUGUUAUCCGCUGCUCACUGUAUGCUAAGAGCCCGAGGACCCUUGACAGUCCACACCGGGACGUCCCUCUUGUCUCAGCGAGGAUCCGUGCAUCACAUCGCACAUUACGCUGUCUUUGGUUCAAGCAGAGAUAGCGACUUGGCUGUAAUACGUGUAACCGAGGCCAUCAUAUUUAGUGCAGUAGCACGACCAAUUCCAUUAGCUCCCGUGAACGGUGAACCGUCACCGGGGACAAUGGCCGUUGUCACCGGUUGGGGCCUUACCUCAGAAAGCUCAAGGCCAUCAAAUGCACUGAAAGCUACCAAUAUACAGAUCAUCAGUAGAGAAGUUUGUAGUAGAAUUUAUACACGUCCACCAAUUGGUCCAAUAACCUUGGGUGAGAUAUGCGCAGGCAAUUUACAUGGCGGCACUGACGCUUGCCAGGGUGACUCCGGCGGUCCUCUAGUCGUCAAUGGCAGACAAGUUGGUAUCAUAUCAAUGGGAUAUGGAUGCGCUCGUCCUAACAAGCCAGGAGUUUAUACCAACAUUGCCUAUUACAAUCAAUGGAUUACCGAGCAACUUUCAAAAUAGGUCUCUGUGUUAUUACCGGAAAUCCGGUGCUGAACCUAUUUAUACCAUUUCGAAUUUUAUUAAAUAUGUAUUCAUUUCAUAAAAUUGAAAGC